Molecule: messenger RNA, 641 nt
Organism: Tetranychus urticae (two-spotted spider mite)
Lineage: Eukaryota; Metazoa; Arthropoda; Arachnida; Trombidiformes; Tetranychidae
Source: RefSeq, a predicted model, not a curated record
CACCUUUUUCAUUAUUUGUUAUUCACUUUCUCCCCUUUCUCUAAACAAUUGUUGAUUAAUUUACCAAAUCAACAAGUUGUACAAUUGACAAAUGAAUGAUGAUUUGUUUAACAAACAAAUAGUAUCAAUUGAUUGUAGUGAUUCUUCAUUGGACAAUAUACUGUCAAAGUGCAAUGAAUUUAAACUAAUUACAUUAACACCUGAUCCAAAAAUGUUGUCAUCAGGGUCAUCUUCUGUUUCUUCCCUGUCUUCCUCGUCCUCUUCACUUUCUUCUUCUCCUGCUUCCUCCAUUUCGCCCAAUGUGACCUCGUUAACGAUAUCAUCCGUCUCCAAAGUCAAUGGUAAUCGGAAAUGGUCCAAUGGUGAAAAACAAGUUCAACUGGCAUCAUCAAUCAAUGAUGCUGUCACCAAAGUAUUGAAUGGUUAUGAUUGGACAUUGGUUACAACAGCUUCUCGCUCAGCGUCAACAGCCAAACUCAAGAUUCACGUUAAAAGACCAAUGAAUGCUUUCAUGGUUUGGGCUCAAGCAGCAAGAAGGAAACUUGCAGAUCAAUAUCCUCAUCUUCAUAACGCCGAAUUGAGUAAAUCACUAGGUAAACUGUGGAGGUAAGUCAUCAUUUAUAUGCAACAAGCGAAUUGAA